CAUACAAGAAGAAUAGGAAGUAUGAAGACGACAGGAAAAAACAAAUCCACAUCUCAGCGCUACAGAGCAGCUGCAAGCAUAAACCACAUGGGUCUCUUUUCUAUAUUUUUCUGGUGUAGCUGAAGCUGCAUCCUGUAGAAGCAACACUGUUAGUGGAGAGUUGCUGAAGUGCUGCCAAUGUAAUGAUGAGCGAAUCACUGGAGAGGACCACCGACUGUCCCUUGCCUCUUCUUAAAGAGGACUCCAGACAAGAUGACAAAGGGCAGCUGACAGGUGAAAAUGAGCUCCGGUGGGAGGACGGAGGCCUACCUCUGGAGCUACAGAGAGGGAUCGAGGCUCUGCGAGUGAAUGGAGAGCUGACUGACGUGACGCUGUGUGUUCAAGGACAAGACUUCCUCUGUCACAGAGCCAUAAUCGCCGCUGCCAGUCAGUAUUUCAGGGCCAUGUUUUGCAGCGGUCUGAAGGAGAGCCGUGAAGAGCGUGUGGAAAUAAAGGGUUUGGACAGUGGGACAAUGCGCGCCCUCCUGGAUUAUACAUACACCAGCCAAGUCACCAUCACACACGCAAACGUUCAGAGAAUACUGGAGGCUGCCAGUCAAUUCCAGUUCAUGCGAGUGGUGGAUGCAUGUACUGGCUUCCUGAGCAAGUCUCUGCAUUUAGAAAGCUGCAUCAGCAUCCUCAAUCUAGCUGACAGUCACGCCCUGAAUGGCCUGAAGACCCAGGUUCAGGAAUACAUUAUCUCACAGUUCUCUCAGGUAGUCCAGCAGCAGGACUUCCUGGAGUUGCCAGCAGAUGCUCUGGAGAACAUCCUCCAGAGGGACGACUUGAAUGUGUCGUGUGAGGAACAUGUUUUUGAGGCGCUGAUGCGCUGGAUGAGAGCGCAGCAGGAAGAACGCUGCUCUUUAUUGGCGAGGCUGCUCUCACAUGUACGACUGCCGUUACUGGAGCCAGCAUACUUUGUGGAAAAAGUGGAGACGGAUGAGCUGAUUCGCAGUUGCAAUGAGGUGUUCCCACUGCUGCAGGAGGCUCGAGCUUAUCACCUCUCCGGCGUAGAGGUGGUAAAUGAACGGACCAAACCCCGCGUGCAGCACUUCCUGUCUGAGGUGUUCCUGAUCAUUGGAGGCUGCACGAAAGACGAACACUUCAUUGCCACCGUCACCUGUUUCGACCCUCUUAGACGCAGCAGGCUGGAGGUUGCCAAACUGCCAAUCACAGAGAUGGAAGAUGAGUUGCAAAACAGAAAAUGGGUGGAGUUUGCCUGCAUCACAUUCCGCAAUGAAGUUUACAUAUCUGGAGGCAAAGAGACACAGCACGAGGUUUGGAAAUAUAACGGUGCUCUGGACAAAUGGAUUGCAAUAGAACCCAUGAAAAUAGGCCGCUGGAGACACAAAAUGGCAGUCCACGCAGGAAAGGUCUAUGCACUGGGUGGAUUUGAUGGCAUUCACAGACUGACAAGCGUAGAGGCUUAUGAUCCUUUUCACAAUCGCUGGACUCAGGAGGUACCACUUGUGCUAGGUGUAAGCUCUUUUGCGGCCACAAGCUUUGAGAGAUGGAUCUACGUAAUUGGGGGAGGACCCAAUGGGAAGCUGGCCACUGAUACAGUUCAAUGCUGGGAACCAGAGACACAAUCUUGGGAACUACGCGCACCAAUUCCCAUUGAAACCAAAUGCACCAAUGCAGUCACAUUCAGAAAGUGCAUAUAUGUGGUUGGUGGCGCCAUGCAUGCCAUGUACUGCUACUCCCCUCUGAUUGACUCCUGGACUCUUGUGACUCCUCUGGGUGAAAGGGCAAGCUGUGCCAUUGCUGGAUGUAACAACAAACUCUUCAUCACGGGGGGACGGGACAACAAGAACCAAAUCAUCUCCACCGUGAUGUGCUGGGAUGUGGACAGAGGACUGCUGACUGAGGAGUGUGUUCUACCUUUGGGUGUCUCGCACCACGGCAGUGUGACACUCAUGAAGUCCUACACUCAUAUACACAAAAUUCCACCACCGUCAGAGCAACGGUAACACAGGACGUUAUCAGAAGCAAAAUCAGAUGUGACUGGACUGAUAGAAAUGCUUCUGUGUGCUUAACAGCGCUUGUUAUAUUUCUGAGAUACGGCUUUGUUGUAUUAAAGGUCCAGUUCACUGUUUUUUAAAAAAGUAGCUGGUACUGUAGCAGCUUCGCUAUCUCCGCUGUCUGCAAACAGACAUGUCUGGAGUUAUUAUCUCUUGUGCCAGUUGCCCUGUGAUUUCAGUCUCUCGAAUUUCUUUCUAAAGUAAUGUUUCCAAACUGUAUUCUUGAAAACAAUCCAGUUGUCAAAAGUGAGUAGACUACUUGAUUGGCAACAGUUUUGUAGUAUGAACAGAGUUACAGAAAAGUCAACUUAUCCUUUAACAGCACUAAUUUUAUAAGUGAAUUCUAUAA
This is a messenger RNA of Thalassophryne amazonica, 2409 nucleotides long. RefSeq names its product kelch-like family member 6 (gene klhl6). Gene Ontology annotation, molecular function: protein binding. The record is from RefSeq and is a predicted model, not a curated record. Bases 183 to 2009 code for a protein of 608 amino acids. The transcript has 7 exons. NCBI's taxonomy places the organism in Eukaryota, Metazoa, Chordata, Actinopteri, Batrachoidiformes, Batrachoididae.